CGAAUUUCGAGCUUCGCUUUCCGCGGACGCGCGUGCCCGGCCAGCGCUUCUUAAUUUAAAAAUAAAACAAUUUUUUUUUCGCCCAGCAUUCCAGCAAAGCGCACGUAUUAUUCAGCCAGUGUUUUUUUUUCGUGUUACGCAUUGUGAUAUACCGUUUUAAGUGUAAAUGGGUGGUGAGAAUUCUUCCCCAUUAAUAAAUAAUGUUUAAAAAUAGUGUGUACGGUUUACGUAGAUCGUGUGCAGGAAAGCUCGUCGUAUUUCGGUGACAUAUUGUGGUGACCUCGAGUUGCGUGACAUUCAUUUUCGCGGUAUUUUUUCGAAACAGUGAAUAAUACUUUUGUAGUCAUAAGUUUAUAUUGGAUUUGGAUUGAGUGUUGAACUUUAUGAGGUGAAGAUGGCAGAACAACCACAAGCAACCGGCGCAACCACACCAGACGUAGAAGCCCCGGACACAGGGCAACCAGCGCCGCAACCCAAAAAACCGCCCCGGCCGAGAGGAAAAGCGCAACCAGAAAAACCCAAGAGAAGCCUCCUCUGUUUGGAUUUGAAGAAUCCGUUGAGAAAGUUGUGCUAUGACAUAGUUGAAUGGAAACCGUUCGAGUACAUGAUCCUGACAACAAUCUUCGCCAACUGCAUCGCUCUAGCUGUGUUCACGCCCUAUCCGUCUGGGGACACGAACAACACUAACCAGAUAUUGGAGAAGGUGGAGUGGGUAUUCAUGGCCAUAUUCACGGCAGAGUGCGUGAUGAAGAUCAUAGCCUACGGGUUCCUCUUCCACCCUGGAGCCUACCUGCGGAAUACCUGGAACAGUCUCGACUUCCUCAUCGUCACUAUUGGAAUAGCAACUCAGGUGCUUCAGCAUAUAUGGAAAGAUCUCUUCGACGUCAAAGCUUUGAGAGCCUUCAGGGUAUUGCGGCCUCUGCGACUAGUGUCUGGGGUACCGAGUCUCCAGAUCGUGCUGAACUCCAUCCUCAAGGCCAUGGUGCCGCUGUUCCACAUCGCGUUCCUGGUGCUCUUCGUCAUCAUCAUCUACGCCAUCAUCGGCCUGGAGCUGUUCUCUGGCCUGCUGCACAAGGCUUGUUUUGUCAAUGGCACUGACAAUAUGGUGGAUGAUCCUGCUCCCUGCUCAAGCGAAAAGGAUGUCGGCAAGAACUGCGAUGAGGGUUUCGAGUGCAGGGAGUACUGGAACGGGCCCAACUUCGGCAUCACGAACUUUGACAACAUCGGCUAUUCCAUGCUCACUGUCUUCCAGUGUAUCACCCUGGAAGGCUGGACUGAUAUUAUGUACGCUAUUGCAAAUGUGAAAGGAAACACUUGGGUGUGGAUUUAUUUUAUCACAUUGGUCAUAUUUGGCAAUUUUUUCGUCAUGAAUCUUAUUCUUGGUGUGUUGUCUGGAGAAUUCUCAAAAGAGAGAGAGAAAGCAAAAAAUCGAGGAGAUUUUCAGAAGUCAAGAGAGAGACAGCAAUUUGAAGACGAUCUCAAAGGGUACUUGAAUUGGAUCACAGUAGCCGAAGAGUUGGAUCUGGAGAAUGAUCAGGGGCAGAAAGAGGAAAACCAAGAUUUACAAGGAAACAAGAAAGAACGCAGAGCUAUUGAUGACUCUCAAAGUAAUAUUAAUGGUAACGGCGAUCAUCCUCAGAUAACAACAUGCAAGAUGUACUGUCGGAGAUUUGAUAAAGUGAAUCGUCGUAUGCGUAGAGCAUGCCGGAAAGCUGUGAAGUCCCAGACCUUCUAUUGGGCCAUCAUCGUGUUGGUUUUCUUAAACACUUUGGUUCUGGCGACGGAACAUCACGGACAACUCGCAUGGCUUGAGGAGUUCCAGAACUGCGCAAAUUUUUUCUUCGUGGUUCUGUUUACUAUGGAGAUGCUAGUCAAGAUGUACGCACUGGGGUUCCAAGGUUACUUCGUGUCCCUGUUCAACCGCUUUGACUGCUUCGUCAUGUUCUGCUCUAUCGUGGAGUUAGGCUUCACCGUCUCUGGCACCAUGCCGCAACUUGGUAUCUCCGUGCUGCGAUGCGUGCGGCUGCUAAGGGUCUUCAAGGUCACUAAGUACUGGCGCUCCCUCUCCAAUCUCGUCGCAUCUCUUCUUAACUCUAUCCAAUCUAUAUUUUCUCUCCUUCUCCUGUUAUUUCUCUUCAUCGUUAUCUUUGCGCUGCUCGGAAUGCAAGUUUUUGGCGGCAGGUUUGACUACGAUCCUAUGGAGCAAAAGGAAAGACAUAAUUUUGAUUCUUUCUGGCAGGCUGUACUCACAAUGUUCCAGAUUCUUACCGGCGAGGACUGGAACGUAGUCAUGUACCACGGCAUCAAUGCUUACGGAGGCGCCGGUUCACCAGGAAUGUUGGCCUCUAUAUACUUCAUUGUUAUCUUCAUCUGUGGUAAUUAUAUCCUACUGAACGUGUUCUUGGCUAUUGCUGUGGAUAAUUUAGGCGACGCCGAAGAAAUGGAUGCACAAGAAAUUAUUAAAGAAAAAGAGGCUGCUGAAAACACCGAAGCAGAGAAUCUUCAAUUAGAUGAAGAGAGAGGAGAAACUGAUGAUGAGUAUGUCAACGAAGAAGAAGGGUAUUCAAGUGAAGGCCAAAAAUACAAGGCCUAUAAAAGAGUGGCAGGAUCUGAACACGAAUAUGAGGAAACUGGAUCAGAAGAAGAUAUGGAACAAGUGGAUGAAGCAGAUGUUAACGAUAUUUUAGUCACUACUGAGAAAAAGGAAAAUGGCGAUAUACUGAAAGCAGAAUCGCCAACGCCUAAAGUGUCGGCUCGACCGCGUCGAUUAUCAGAAGUGGAGAUCAAAACAGAGGAGAAGCCUAUACCAGAUGGAAGCAGUUUCUUCAUAUUUUCUAAAACUAAUUGGUUCCGUGUGACAUGUUACAAAAUCCAGAACAAUUCCUGGUUUAGGAACAUGAUUCUGCUUUGUAUUUUGGCAUCGUCUGUCAUGUUGGCAAUGGAAGAUCCUGUUGGGAAGAAGGAAUAUGAGACCAUGAGUGAGAUUCUUCGGAAAAUCGACUACUUCUUUACAGCUGUAUUUACUUUAGAAUUGCUAUUGAAGCUUGUAACAUACGGCUUCAUCCUCCACAAGGAUUCCUUCUGCAGAUCUGCUUUCAACCUCCUCGAUCUUCUUGUCGUGAUUGUUUCCCUCGUCUCUGUUAGUGGAUCAAAAACGGUAUCAUCCAUCAAAAUCUUGAGAGUGUUUCGAGUUCUCAGACCUCUUAGAGCCAUCAACAGAGCUAAAGGAUUGAAGCACGUAGUUCAGUGCGUGAUCGUUGCUAUUAAAACGAUAGGCAACAUUUUGCUGGUGACAAAUCUUCUACAAUUCAUGUUCGCUGUAAUGGGGGUGCAAAUGUUCAAGGGAAAAUUCUAUAGAUGCACAGAUAUAACUAAAGUAACGUCUGUUGAGUGUCAGGGCACGUAUUUGGUAUAUAAAAAUGGGGAGCUCAAAAUCGAGAAUCGGCAGUGGGUGAACUACAAAUUCAACUUUGACAACGUCCUCAGAGGAAUGUUGACUUUGUUCACUGUAUCCACUUUUGAGGGUUGGCCAGGGUUGCUGUCUACUUCAAUGGACUCCAAUUUAGAAAACCACGGUCCAGUGGAAAAUUCCAGGCCAUUGGUUGCAUUUUUCUAUAUUAGCUACAUUAUUGUCAUAGCAUUCUUCAUGGUAAACAUUUUCGUCGGUUUCGUCAUAGUAACGUUCCAAAAGGAAGGUGAACAGGAGUUCAAGGAUUGUGAGCUUGAUAAGAACCAGAGAAAUUGUAUUGAGUUUGCUUUAAAAGCUAAACCUGUUAGAAGAUACAUUCCAAAGCACCGCAUCCAAUAUAAGACGUGGUGGUUCGUGACGUCGCAGCGGUUUGAGUACGUCAUAUUCUUCUUUAUCGUCCUGAACACCGUCGCCCUCAUGAUGAAGUACCAUGACGCUGAUAUUAAUUAUAAGAAGGUCCUCGAUUAUUUAAACAUGCUUCUUACAACGGUGUUCAUGUUAGAGUUUGUGUUCAAACUAUCGGCAUUUAGAUUUAAGAAUUACUUCGGCGACGCUUGGAAUACCACUGAUUUUAUUCUGGUGGUCGGUAGUAUCAUUGACAUUGUUGUUACACAAGUUAAUGAAAAUAGAACAGAUCUCAGCAUCAUUACCCAAAAUAAAGAGGGUAGCUUAUUGAAAUAUAUCACAUUCUUCCGUCUGUUUCGAGCGAUGCGUCUCAUAAAACUACUCUCAAGAGGCGAAAGGAUCAGGACAUUGCUGUGGACUUUCAUCAAGUCUUUUCAAGCUCUACCUUACGUUGCCUUGUUGAUUGUGUUGUUGUUCUUCAUCUACGCUGUCGUAGGCAUGCAGUUAUUCGGUAAAAUAGCAGAGGACGGUGAAGUUAUUACAUCAAACAACAACUUCCAAACAUUUGGUGGGGCAUUGAUGGUACUAUUCAGAUCAGCUACAGGUGAAGCAUGGCAAGAGAUAAUGAUGGCAUUAUCUCCCAAUGAAGAUGAACGUCCAGGGGAGCCCCCCGGCUGUAUUCACGCAGACAACUACAAUGCAACUGAUGCGGACGACAACAACUGUUCUAGUAGACUCGCGUACCCGUAUUUUAUAUCUUUCUCUUUGCUUUGUACAUUUCUGAUCAUCAACUUGUUCGUGGCCGUCAUCAUGGAUAACUUUGACUACUUGACGAGGGACUGGUCUAUUCUUGGGCCUCAUCACUUAGACGAGUUUGUGAGGCUAUGGAGUGAAUACGACCCUGAUGCCAAAGGGAGGAUCAAACACUUGGACGUCGUGACCUUACUACGAAAAAUAAGUCCACCAUUAGGUUUCGGCAAGCUGUGCCCGCACAGGACGGCGUGCAAGCGGCUGGUGUCCAUGAAUAUGCCGCUCAACUCUGACGGUACUGUGAACUUCAAUGCUACGUUGUUUGCUGUAGUAAGGACGCAGCUGCAAAUCAAAACUUCAGGAGUAAUAGACACGUGUAACACUGAGCUACGAGCAAUCAUCAAGAAAAUCUGGAAGCGUACUUCUCCGAAGCUUCUAGAUCAAGUGGUGCCACCUCCUGGGGAUCCAAAUGAGAUCACAGUUGGUAAAUUCUACGCGACAUUCCUCAUCCAGGACUACUUUAGAAGAUUCCGCAAGAAGAAAGAGCAAGAGGCAAUGAAGAACAACCAGAUGACCUUGCAAGCUGGUCUUCGAACCUUGCAUGAGGCUGGACCAGAGUUAAAGAGAGCUAUAUCCGGGAACUUGGAUGAGGUUGUCACGGAAAUGGUGGAGCCUAUGCACCGGCGUAACCAUACCUUGUUCGGCGCAGUGUGGACCAGUAUCAAGAAGGGGCGGGAGAGCUUCUACCGACCUCCGAUACCGAAAAAGCCUAAAGGUCCCAUGAAGAACAGUCAGUCACUGAGCGUAAUGAUGCAGAGAGAACUUGGCUUGGACGGGAAACUGCCACCAGACGAUGACGUGAGUAAGCAAGAGGACGGGAACCAGAGUGACGGAGACGAGGAGAUAGCCAUGCAGCCGCUCCUACACGGCAAGGACUCGGAGAGGAUAUUCAAAGCUAUCGAACAAACGUCGAACGAUUUAAUCCAGAGUAUGAGAAAGAGCUAUCGUGACAGGACGCCAAGACAGAACCUCGAUGUGCCAUAUUGUGUAGAGAAUCCAGCAGAGAACCUUAUUACCCGAGUGCUGACGGCGCAGGGGCUGGGCAAGUACUGUGACCGCGAGUUCGUGGCCAGCACGGCGCGAGAGAUGCAGGACGCGCUUGACCUUACGCAGGAGGAAAUGGACACCGCUGCCAACCAAAUAAUAUUGCAAGAGCGAAGAUAUAACGGUGAAGAACCUGCCAACGUGGUCAAUAUAUUGUCUGGGAGAUACCAUCCCUUCCACCAGCCACCGGUCCAGUCUCCGAGAAUGAAAUAACGGGUAUAUUUGUGUUCUGUUUUGGUUCCCAGUUCCCACCUGCACGGUUGACAACCGUGCGGGUUUGUGCCCUUUUUGGGCUUUUUUUGCGCUUCGGCUUUGAGGCAAGAGGCGGGAAGAUUUUUUUGUGGAAUAUUUUAGGUAUUUUUAGCCUUAAAAGUCAGUUUUGAGGGUGUUUUUAAAUUUGCUUCAAGUGACACUAAAAAUAUAUUAAAAAUUUAGGAUUGUUAGGUAUGAUUU
Messenger RNA from Bicyclus anynana (squinting bush brown), 6121 nucleotides. Its product is annotated as voltage-dependent calcium channel type D subunit alpha-1-like. The record is from RefSeq and is a predicted model, not a curated record. Gene Ontology annotation, molecular function: high voltage-gated calcium channel activity. Gene Ontology annotation, cellular component: voltage-gated calcium channel complex; membrane. Gene Ontology annotation, biological process: calcium ion import across plasma membrane. Lineage: Eukaryota; Metazoa; Arthropoda; Insecta; Lepidoptera; Nymphalidae. The transcript has 48 exons. The coding region runs from base 395 to 5881 and encodes 1828 amino acids.